This is a messenger RNA of Rhinolophus ferrumequinum (greater horseshoe bat), 5539 nucleotides long. RefSeq names its product Sep (O-phosphoserine) tRNA:Sec (selenocysteine) tRNA synthase (gene SEPSECS). Bases 245 to 1762 code for a protein of 505 amino acids. NCBI's taxonomy places the organism in Eukaryota, Metazoa, Chordata, Mammalia, Chiroptera, Rhinolophidae. Gene Ontology annotation, biological process: conversion of seryl-tRNAsec to selenocys-tRNAsec; selenocysteine incorporation. Gene Ontology annotation, molecular function: O-phosphoseryl-tRNA(Sec) selenium transferase activity; tRNA binding. The record is from RefSeq and is a predicted model, not a curated record. The transcript is spliced from 11 exons.
UGCAACGAGGCGGGGCUAAUUUUCAGUACGAUUUGAAGCCCGCUAAACGCGCUGACACCUUGCGCAUGCUCAAAUUCUCCAGUUUCUGGUGCACGGUUUGGAGCGGUUCACGCAUGUGCGAGAGCGAGAUGCAGAUUUUUGUCCCAAGGCCUCGCCGUACCGUCCAGGCGGCGAGUUGCAUCCUGGUUCCGUCGUGUGUGUGUCUUGUGUGGACUCUUCUCCCGCCACAGUCGCCACCGCCGACAUGAACCGCGAGAACUUCGCCGCGGGCGAGCGGCUGGUGUCGCCGGCUUACGUGCGGCAAGGCUGUGAGGCCCGCCGCUCGCACGAGGGCCUCAUACGGCUGCUUCUGGAGAAGGGCAAAUGUCCAGAGAAUGGUUGGGAUGAAAGUACACUUGAACUCUUUCUACAUGAGCUUGCAAUAAUGGAUAGCAACAAUUUCCUGGGCAACUGUGGUGUGGGAGAAAGGGAAGGGAGAGUGGCAUCUACGUUAGUUGCUCGACGUCAUUACAGGUUCAUUCACGGAAUUGGACGAUCGGGUGAUAUUUCUGCUGUGCAACCAAAAGCUGCAGGUUCUAGCCUUUUGAACAAAAUUACCAAUUCUUUGGUCCUGGACAUCAUAAAGUUGGCUGGUGUCCACACAGUGACCAGCUGCUUUGUAGUGCCUAUGGCAACUGGUAUGAGUCUAACCCUGUGUUUCUUAACAUUGCGACACAAAAGACCAAAGGCGAAGUAUAUUAUAUGGCCGCGAAUAGACCAGAAGUCCUGCUUUAAAUCCAUGAUCACUGCAGGUUUUGAGCCUGUGGUGAUAGAGAACGUUUUAGAAGGUGAUGAGCUGCGUACAGACCUGAAAGCAGUGGAGGCUAAAGUCCAGGAACUGGGGCCUGACAACGUUCUGUGUGUUCAUUCUACUACAUCCUGUUUUGCUCCAAGGGUGCCUGAUAGAUUAGAGGAGCUGGCUGUGAUUUGUGCAAAUUACGGCGUUCCACACAUAGUGAACAAUGCUUAUGGGGUCCAGUCUUCAAAGUGUAUGCACCUCAUUCAGCAGGGAGCUCGGGUUGGUCGAAUAGAUGCUUUCGUUCAGAGCUUGGACAAAAAUUUUAUGGUUCCAGUAGGUGGCGCUAUAAUUGCUGGCUUUAAUGAUUCCUUCAUUCAGGAAAUCAGCAAGAUGUAUCCAGGAAGAGCUUCAGCUUCACCUUCUUUAGAUGUCCUUAUUACUUUAUUAUCCCUUGGAUCAAAUGGCUAUAAGAAGCUAUUAAAAGAAAGAAAGGAAAUGUUUUCAUAUUUGUCCAUCCAACUAAAGAAGCUGUCAGAAGCCUACAAUGAAAGACUAUUGCAUACACCUCACAAUCCCAUAUCUUUAGCUGUGUCACUUAAGACACUAGAUGAACACUGUAACAAAGCUGUCACUCAGCUUGGCUCAAUGCUUUUCACCAGACAGGUUUCUGGAGCCAGGGUUGUGCCUCUUGAGUCUGUGCAAACCGUGAAUGGCUACACUUUCAGAGGCUUUAUGUCACAUACAAAUAAUUACCCUUGUGCUUACCUCAACGCUGCAUCAGCCAUCGGAAUGAAGACACAGGAUGUGGACUUGUUCAUAAAGAGACUUGACAAGUGUUUAAAGAUAGUAAGGAAAGAACAAAAUAAAGAGAGUGAUGCAUCUGGAGUUGACAACUAUGACAACACUGAAGAUGUUGCUGUUGAAGAAAUGGCUUUAAAACUAGAUAAUGUACUUCUUGACACAUACCAGGAUUCUUCUUCAUGACAUGUGAAGGGUUUCUUUUUGAUAAUUUGGAAGAAAUGAUGAGGUGACAGUACAAGCAAGCAGUUUAAAGACAAGUCUUGAGAUUUUUGAAUUGGGACUGUCAUGGAGAAUGUUUAGUCAAGGAAUAGAAUAUGGUCUGACUUAGCCAUUGAUGAUUGUUACUUUUUUGUUCUCACACUGCCUCAAUCAUUAUGACCCUUAACAGAUUAUAACACACAACUAGCGUAUGUGUCAGUUAAGCAUUGAUUCAGAAAACUCUUACUAAUAUAAUGACAGUAAAAUUGCAACUAAUUCUCUCUGAAAUGAGUACACUGCCUCCUCCUAACCAUUCACAAAUUACUUAUGUUUCUGAUCACACAGAAUUUAGAAAGAUUUCUAAUGCUGAUUACUAGAUGUUUGUUGAUAUGUGCCAGUCACAGAAUGCCUGUAAAAUGGGCCUUUCCCAGGGAAGCAGCAUCAAGGUUAAGCUUUAACUUUCUCUCGGCAGCAAUGGUUCUCAACUGGGGAUGAUUUGCUUAUAUCUAAGCAACAUCUGGGCACAUUUUUGGUUGUCAUAACUGGUGGGAAGCUGUUGACUUCUAACAUUCUACACUGGACCAGACAACUUCCCAAAACAAAGACCCUGCCCAAAAAUCUCAGUAUUGCUAUGGUUGAGAAACUGCUCUAAAGUGAAUUCCUCAAGUAAAGAGAAGUUUUCCAUAGCAGCUUUAGUUAUUCCGUAGUGCUUCAAAGAAGGUAGAUAGCUCUGUAAUGUUUAUCUAACUGAACAGUAUAUAGACUCUUAAGUGAUAAGCAGGAUUACCAGUUCUAAACAUGUAACUGUAAAUUGUGGCACUUGUGCAUUUCUCCAUUUGGGCAAGUGGAAACUAUUCUAGAGGUUUUGCUUUAAGCAGCCUUUGUUUGUUGGUUAGUUUGUUCAGGUGUUGUGUACAGCUAUCAGCAAGAAUGGUUAACAGGUGUUUUUGAGCAUGUUUUGCUAGAGAGCUGAAGACGAUGUGGUGUGAUAAACAGGUGUAUUCCCCCCUCCCUGCCCACAUGCUCACUUUCUGAGUCUGAAAUUCUAGACUUUCUGGCUAUACCACUUAUUUUGUUGUUAAUUUUAAGAAAUAGACUGAUAUCUCAGAGUCUGGAAUUAGUGAAGCUUCUGAAUACACCAAAUGCUGAAGCCACGUUUCUCCAGACCUGCUCUGGGGAGCGUUAUUCCUCAGAGAUGGUCCUGGGGAUAAAAGGUUCUGUGGGCAGAUAAUUUGGGGACUUUGCAAUCCUGUGUAUUAGCAUAUUAAACGCUCUAAGAAUGCCUUUGAAACCAGUUUGAAUGUAUCUUUAUUUAAAGGUGGAACUUGUUUUUUAAAUUAAAUACUUAUUGAUAUCCAUUGAACAUACUUUUGAAAACACUACAGUAGAAAAUGCCGCCUUGAUUUCUGGAUUGUAGUUUUCUUUAUUGAUUUGGCAGUUAAACAUGAGCACAGACACCACUUCCAUUAAUGUGUAAGUUAGACUACUUUAGACACUGGCUUGAUAACCUUGGAAGUCCAGACUGUUGAGAUAAGUACGUAGUUAUAAAUGUUGUAAAAGUUACUUUUAAAUUACUAUAUCUUUGGGGUUCAAAUAUAUUAAAUAUCUGUUUUUACGAAACAGCUGUAAUAACUCAUUUCAAAAGAGUAAAUCCUGGAUUAAAAAGGUGGGUAAUGUUUUCUAUGUGAAUUUGGGGCUGAAUUGUAGCACCAAUAAAAUUGAAGAGUCGCAACAGAACCUCUAGAGUCUACAAAAGAGCAUGCCAGUGUGAAUGCUGGCAGCGCAGCUUACUGUACAUGUAAGCCAAAAUUGUUUUAUACAACAAGUGGUCUACAUUGUGUGAUCAUCAUUUAGCUAAGAAAGCCCAGAGCCGAGAGACUAGCAACUGUUUUCCAUCUGCAGGGCAUCAGCAGUUCUUAGGCUUCAGCUGCUGAAUAGAUAAUAAUUCUAAUUGAAGAUAAAUGACACGAACUCACACGUGAACGAUAUGUUAUAACACUUCAUCCCUGCUGCAUAAAAUCAGCUGCAGUUUGUAUUAUUAGCCCUUUCUUUUCAGAGGUUUUGGAAUUCCAGCUCUGUUUCUGCUGGUUUAAAUUGAACCUUGAGGUUCUAGAAUUCGUAAGUCUUUGAAGUUCCUGCCUAGUCAAGCAUUCCUUGGCCUGUACCCCAGUGUUGUUUUUCCUUGCCCUCUCCCAUUUCCACAUAGAUGUAUAAAAAAGUCUGUACAGGUAAUUCUUUUAAGUGUCAAGUACUAAUUGGUAACCCUCAUAAUUGGCCUUAGUUUUCUUGGAACUGGCAGAGAGGCAACAUGAUAACAUUUUCCAGUCAUUGGUGAAGAUGACCUAUCUUUAGGAUUCAGCUGCCUUUACUGUAUCAGAUAGAAUUUUGGAGUUUGGUUUUUAAAGUCAUUGGGCUGUGUGGUUGUCUGCCCAGAAAAGAAAACUGAAUAACACAAAAUAUUCUUUCGGUCCCUACACAAUGUGUUACUUGUACGCACAGCAGGGAAAGGUAUUUUAAAUCCAAUUCUCAAUCUGGCUCUUACGUCUUUUGCUGAUGAAUUCUUACCCUGUCAGAGAAUGAUAUGUGAUACCAGCCUUAGGAACUCCGUGUUCAACUAUAAAUCUUUCUAUUUAGCUCUUUGUAUUAGUUGAGUGAAAUUACAGAAUAUGAAUUAUUGAAUACAGUUCUGUUCAGCCAAUAGUCACUUGAUGUGCAGCAUGGUAAAUUUAAAUAUAAAUUAAGUUUUUUCUAAUGUUUUUCUCCAGCACAUAAUUCUGCUGUGAUUCUAUUUCUAUAACCACCCUGUAAUAAGAACUUUAAAGAGGCCUAAGAUACAGGACGUGCUUUUAUUUUUAGACUAUAUGCCUGUGAUAGGUUUUAGUAGAAUUUAUAUUGAGCAAAGGUAGUUUUUUUUUUUUAACCAGUGGUAUUACUUUAAUAUUGAAUUAGUAGCUCAUCGUGAGAGUUAAAUUCUUGUGUUCUUUCAUGGAGGAAAAUAGCCAGCAGUUAACAACAACAAAACCCCUGAUGAUUCUCAUUCAUAUUAUACUUGGAGAAAUUUUUUUGAAUACAUAUAUAUUUGAUGCAUAUAAAAAAAUUUGGGUUUUCUUUUCUAAGAUAUGUACUGAUUUCUGCCAGGCCCCUAAAUCGUUUUGUUAUGUUUUGCAUUUCAUGAGGCUAACCUUAUUUUGUAACUAAAAAAGUUUACAUACCCAGAAGUUUAGUCAUUUCAGAAGUUUGAUACCCUCUGAGUAAUUUGAUAAGAAUAACUGAACAGGCUGUUAACAUUUAAAAAAAAAAAAACCUCCUGUAAACUGUUUUUUCCUUGUCUGUCACAUUGUGUUGACAUGACUUUUAUGGCCACUCUUAACAUACAGGUCUAAGACCCACAGCAUCCUUCUGUGCCUUUUUUUUUUUUUUACUUUCAUGCUCCUUAUAGCUAUUAUGGUAUAUACACGUGUAAGAUGAUGAGUUCAAAGCUAAUGAACAUAUUUUUAUAAUUUCCCAUCUAAUGUCCUACAUUUCAAUUAAAGGCCUUAAGCAAAAUAUGGAAAUGUUUUUACUGUCUUGUUUUUAUCAAGUGGUAUCAACUUGAAUUUUUGGAGAAAUGUGAAGAAAGUCUAUGUUUAACUGUAUAAUUUUGGGGGAUUUUAGCCAUGAGAAUUGAAGCUGAUAUCAGCCUGCUAACCUGUUUGUUUUACCAAAAGAAAAAGAUGUUUCCAAAAAUAUUUUUGGUGUAGACUGUUUAAAAGUGAAAAUGAA